UGGAGAGCUAGAGUUCUCGUAACAACAACACAGCACCCGAUCACCCAGUUGUGACCGAAGAGGACUUCUGUGAUCCCAGACUAGAAGUGUUGACUUGUCAUGAUGUCCAUCCAAGAGAAGAUAUCCACAGCAGAUUUGAUGGAGAGCCUUCGGGAAGAGCUCACCUGUUUCAUCUGUUUGGACUAUUUUAACAGUCCAGUGACCACCGAGUGUGGGCACAGCUUUUGCCUGAUGUGUCUCCUCAAGAGCUGGGAGGAGCAUAGCACACCUUUAUCUUGUCCUGAGUGCUGGAGGACUUUGGGAGCCCCUCAUUUUCAAGCCAAUGAGCGCCUGGGGAGACUGGCUAGCAUUGGCAGGCAGUUGAGAUCCCAGGUCCUGCAGAGCGAGGAUGAGCAAAGCAGUUGUGGGAGAACACCAGGAGCCAGCAGGGUGUUCUCUGAUGAUGAACAGAGUGUAGUUAAUUUCUCAACACCAAGUCAUGGCAUGAACAGAGCAUAUUUCUCCAACGAGACCGAGGAACAACACAAAGAAAAACUCCAGGACAUCAUCAACCUUUUACGGAAAAAGAAGAAGGAAGCUCAGUCCAUACUGAACCACGAAAAGGAGCGAGUGAUGCUGUGUAAGCAGGAGGAGACGAAGACGUGUAAGCAGGUCGUCGUGUCGGAAUAUAUGAAGAUGCACCAGUUCCUGAAGGAGGAGGAGCAGCUGCAGCUGCAGCUUCUCGACAAGGAAGAGAAGGAGAACGUGAAGAAACUGAGGGAAAAUGAGAUCCACCUGACCCAGCAAGUCAGACGCCUCAACAAGAUGAUUGGACGGAUGGAGUCCACCUGUCACAAUUUGACCUUAGAGUCUUUUGAGGAAGUCAGAGGAGCCAUGGAACGGUGUGAGUCACUGUUGCUUCAGUGUCCAGAGACCACCAUCACGGAGCUGAGCCUGUGCCGUAUCACUGGGAUGAGGGAGAUGCUGAGGAAAUUCAGCACAGAUGUAACUCUAGACCCAGCCACAGCCAAUGCCUACCUAGUUUUGUCGGAUGAUCUGAAAAGUGUGAAAUAUGGAGGAACCAGACAACAAUUGCCUGACAACCCAGAAAGAUUCGAUCAGUCUGCAACUGUGCUGGGAGCUCAGGUCUUCACCUGUGGGAGGCACUACUGGGAGGUGGAAGUGGGAAAGAAGACUGAGUGGGAAGUGGGCAUCUGCAAGGACUCUGUGAUCAGAAAGGGGAAUCUCCCCAAACCCCCUGGGGACCUCUUCUCACUCAUAGGCUUAAAGAUCGGUGAUGAUUACAGUCUCUGGGUUUCAUCGCCUUUGAAAGGUCAGCACGUCCGAGAGCCUGUGCAUAAGGUCGGGGUGUUCUUGGACUAUGAGUCCGGACAUAUAGCAUUCUACAACGUGACGGAUGAGUCCCUCAUUUACAGCUUCCCAUCAACCUCUUUCCAUGAAGCUCUCAGACCCAUCUUCUCUCCUUGUCUUCCAAAUGAAGGGACAAAUACAGACCCUCUUAUCAUCUGUCACAUCUGAGGGAUGUGUCCUGAACCUUUGAAGACAGAGCAAGGACCAGCCGAAUCCUUGAGAUGGUUAGUGCAUUCAAAACCUUCACACCUCAGAUAAUCUGAAAAGGAAAAAAAAAGAAGAAAACGAAAUCCUUCCUCCCCAAAGACUUCCCACAAACCCAGUACUGCGAUGAAGAGUCAAUUAAAAAUCUAUUCAACACCAAGAACUAAAAGCCGAUACCCUGCCUUAACCCAGUCUGUUAACUGAGCUACCCUGUGUGUGUUGGCCGCUCAACAUACAUACUGUCCUCUUUGACCUGUCGGUCUGUCAUAGACCAGGUUUACAAAUACACAUCAUUUUUUUUCA
Myodes glareolus (Bank vole) is the source of this 1857-nucleotide messenger RNA. It is a transcript of the gene Triml1, whose product is annotated as tripartite motif family like 1. Gene Ontology annotation, molecular function: protein binding. The record is from RefSeq and is a predicted model, not a curated record. NCBI's taxonomy places the organism in Eukaryota, Metazoa, Chordata, Mammalia, Rodentia, Cricetidae.